Molecule: messenger RNA, 2298 nt
Organism: Ostertagia ostertagi
Lineage: Eukaryota; Metazoa; Nematoda; Chromadorea; Rhabditida; Trichostrongylidae
Source: the annotation of a GenBank genome assembly
AUGGUCGCUGGCUGCGCCAUGGACCAACGACAGCGCCGCCAAGCCGAAGAAUCGAUCGCCCAGGGCCGGUUCGAAGAAGGUAUGGGUGAUUUGGCGCGCGCGCGAUCCCAGCGGCCAGACAGCGUCACGCUGAAAGUGGGUGAACUCUCCCUGCGGACACAGCUCGUCGGUGAGCUCAUCGACAAAGCCCGAGCCGCCGAGUCUGCCGGGCGCUUUCAAGAAGCCAGUGAGACCCUGCAGCGCGCACUGACCUUGGAACCGGCCAACAGCCGAGUUCAGGAGCGCCUGGCCAGUUUGGCGCUCGCUGUCACUCAGAAGGACAGGCUGGACCAGGUCGAGUCGCUCGCGUCGGCUGGAAAGUCUGCCCAGGCCCUUGCGCUGGCGGAGCAGGCCUUGCGAGAUACACCUGCACACCCCGGGCUGCUCGCUGCUCAGCGUGAGCUGCGCGCCAAGCAGCGAGAGCAGGAGAUUGCGUCCUCUCAAUCCUCUUUGGCGGAGAAGCGCCCGAUCUCUCUAGAUUUCAGGGACGCCAACCUGCGCACUGUGCUGGAUGUCGUGUCGCGCAGCAGCGGCCUGAACUUCGUGCUGGACCCCGCGGUGAAGCCGGAAAUCCGAGUCACCGUCUUCCUGAAGAACACGCCCGUCGAGGAGGCCCUCGACCUGCUGGUCAACACGCACCAGCUGGCGAAGAAAGUGCUCGACAGCAAGACGGUCCUCAUUUACCCCGCUACCCCAGAAAAGCAGAAGGAGCACCAGGAGCAAGUGGUCCGGGUGUUCUAUCUGGCCAACGCCGACGUACGCGCCGCCAGCAACUUCCUGAAGGCCAUGCUGCGCGUGAAAGAUCCCUAUGUCGAUGAGAAGUCGAACGUUCUGGCAUUGAGGGACUCGAAAGAGAACAUCAUGCUGGCCGAAAAGCUGCUCGCAGUCUUCGAUGCCAACGAGCCCGAAGUGCUGCUUGACGUCGAGGUGCUCGAAGUCACCACCAAUCGGCUGCUGCAGCUGGGUGUGAGCCCGCCGACCACCUUCUCGCUCACGCCGCUGCCGACGACGCCGAUCACCACAGGUCAGUCGAGCAGCGGCUCUUCGGGAUCGACCGCUACCGGCAUCACGCUGUACGACCUGUUGCGCAACGUGGACAGCCGACAUGUCCAGGCCAGCGUCGGCGGCAUCACCGUCAACGCCAAGAGUUCGUCAGGCGAUGUCACGACGCUGGCCAAUCCGAAGCUGCGGGCCCGCAAUCGAGAGAAGGCGAGCGUCAUGAUUGGCGACAAGAUCCCGGUGGUCACGUCGACCAUCGGCACAGGAGGCUUUGUCUCGGAGAGCAUCAGCUAUCAGGACGUCGGGCUCAAGCUCAACGUGGAGCCCACGAUCUUUCCGAACGAUGAGGUGGCCAUCAAGAUGGCACUUGAGGUGAGCACGCUGGGCGCCGCGGUCAAAUCAAGCGGUGGGAGUACCGCCUACCAAAUCAGCACCCGCAACGCGACCACGGUGUUGCGUCUGAAGGAUGGAGAAACCCAGCUGCUGGCCGGCCUCUUGAGCCGCAAUCGCGAAUCCAGCAAGACGGGCUGGCCGGGGCUGAGCGAGAUCCCCAUUCUCGGCAGGCUCUUUGCCGACCAUCAGGACGUCAACAACCAGACGGAACUGGUGCUCGCUGUGACGCCACGCGUUCUGCGAAACGUGCGCCAACCUUUGGCGCACGAAGCCGAGACUUGGGUCGGCACAGAGCUGUCGCCGCGGCUGCGCCCCUACGGCGGGAUCAGCGUCGCGCCAACCGCCGAAGAGGCUUCCCCGAAACCCAAGGCGCAGCAGAGCCCCGAAGCGAGCCAGGCUGGAUCGCCCCGGCCCUCCACGCCGACGGCUGAGUCCGUUACGGCCGCGGGCUCGUUCAAGCUGCAAUUGCUGGGGCCUGCUCAGGUCAAGUCAGGACAGACCUUCGAUGUCCAACUUGCGCUGGAGUCGCCACUGCCCAUGCGCGGCCUGCCCGCAGAAGUGAGCUUUGACCCCGCGCGGUUCAGCUUCGUCGAUGCGAUGGAGGAGCCCUUCUUUAAGCAGGGCGGUGCAGAGACGAAGUUCUCCAAGACGAUUGACGCCAGUUCCGGUCGUGUCACCUUGGGCGUCAUCCGUAUCCAGGCCACGGGCGCGCAAGGUCAAGACAAGGUGGCCACCUUGCGGUUCAAGGCAUUGGACCCUAGUGACGGUGCAGAAAUCCGCGUGACGCGCGCCAUACCGCUCACGCUGGAAGCGCCGGCGCCUGCUCAGCCUUUGCCGGCCCCUUUGUUGGUCAAGGUACUGCCGUGA